ACGCGACAGGUAUUUUUCAUCGACUUUCAUCGUCCUCAUCGUCGUCACCGUCGUCAAAGCGACGAUCACGAGACUACUACGCUUGACAAGGUCGCAAUUGACAGAACCGCGUGCAUCGCCGGCCGGUCACGUUCGAAUCGAUCAGCGGCUUCGACGAGACCUCGACGACACGUCUCUCUGAGAUUCUCAUCGUUCUCGCGAUGUCGCGAAGGCGCAACGGCUCAUAGAGCGAACUUGAGUCGUAACUCGUGUGUUGUCAUUAUGCUCGUCAUGCGACUUUUGCGAUAGGAAACACUCAACCGCGUCCAUUUUCUUUAGCGCCAUCGACCGUCACUCACCCGCGCAAUAUGAAUCGUCAACACGACACGACGAUUAUGCGGGAUAAUCAAGACAAUCACGUUGAUGACGAUACACUGCAGCAGGCAGUGCUGGUCGUCGCAAGAUAAUAUUCCAGCUGCAGCUAGUUUCUUAUUGUUUUUUUGUCUAAGUGGGUCUACCUUGUUUCAUUUUAUCAGCGCAAUUUUCGAAGGACCUGGAUACCUCGCGUUAAAAUGGAUGCCAGAGAAAGCCACAGAUAUUCAGUAUUUGCAGUAUUGCACUGUCUGCCAAGGGUACAAAGCACCAAGAUCACAUCAUUGUAGGAAAUGUGAUCGCUGUGUUAUGAAAAUGGACCAUCACUGUCCAUGGAUAAAUACGUGUGUCGGACAUUACAACCACGGUCAUUUCACUGCAUUUUUAGCAAGCGCAGUCGGUGGUUGUUGCGUCUCUACUGUUAUAUUAAUUUACUGGGUGGUAACUGUGCUGUCUACGAAACCAUUGCCAUUUCCACCACCAUCAGUAUGCACGUUGAUAUUAGUGGUAUUUAGUAUCGGCUUAUCAAUCGGUGUUAUAAUUUCAGUAGGAAUGUUAUUGUAUUGCCAGAUGUUGGCCAUUGUGAAAAAUAAAACGGAGAUAGAAGAUUGGAUUUUGGAGAAAGCACAGUAUCGGCGGGAUACUGUUAAUGCUAAAUACGUGCAUCCUUAUUCGAGAGGAUGGCGUUUUAAUGUAAGUCAAGUUCUUACGUGGGACUGCACUCCUGUUGGCGAUGGCAUUACGUGGCCCGUUAUUGAUGGCUGUGAUCAAUACACCUUAACGAGGGAACAACUCGCACAAAAACUAGACAAACGGAAAAAAGCCCGCAGAUAUAGAAUCAUAAAACCCACAUCGGGAUCGAAUAUACCUAUAACACACGGCUUCAGUGUAUGUUUCCAUACACCUUGCACUGAUGAGCCUCGCAUCAAGUUGGAUGUAGGAGAUAUCGUAGUCGUAACGCGUUGGAAAAGGUAUUGGAUAUUUGGAGAAAAAGAGCAGAAGGGAGUAGGAGACGCAGGAACGAGACGUAUAAGAGGAUGGCUGCCGCAGCCGUGUGCUAUCGAAAUAAUAGAGAACGAUAUGUAUGGCACAGAUAACUUAUCCAAAGACGAUUAAGUUUUGAGAUAUAUAUAUGAUAUUUAUAUGUGAGAGCGUAUGAGGAUUUAUGAUACUGUUUAUAAUAAUUUCCCAUCUUCUUAUGAUGCCCAAAAAAGGGCAUCAUAAGAAGAUGGGAAAUCAUUAUAAAUCGCAAUGAACAUUACGAUUUGUUGUAAUGAAAAGAGAUGGCAUUUAUGUGUUCAAAUUGACUUGUUAUAUUUAUCUGAAACCGUAGGCUUCCUCCAGAUUGAUUUCAGAUAGAUUACUAUGUCAAUAUAUAUCUUUUUACAUAGUGUACAUUUUUUUUAUAAAGAUAUCCCGAUAGCCCGCGUUUCUGAAUAGUUUUAUUGUAUAUGAUAAUUAUGUAUAUAUACCUAUUGCUAUGUAUAUAUUUAUUGACUUGAAAAUAAUGAUGGAUGUAAGAAACUAGUUGUGGAUCAUUAUAAGAAUGAACAUUCAAUUAAUUUCAAUUGAACAUAUCAAUGAUUCGAUUGAGCAAUUGAUAUUUUCUUUCAUAAGGGCAUGCGAAUGCCGAUGUAUAACAAUUUACUUAAAAUAUGAUCAAUCACAAUUAAUGCGGUAAGAAUCAUAUUUUUAGACUGAUGAAUUUUGGUUCCAUGUUUAUUAUAUAUAUUAUUA
Harpegnathos saltator (Jerdon's jumping ant) is the source of this 2088-nucleotide messenger RNA. Its product is annotated as palmitoyltransferase ZDHHC6. The record is from RefSeq and is a predicted model, not a curated record. Gene Ontology annotation, molecular function: palmitoyltransferase activity. Lineage: Eukaryota; Metazoa; Arthropoda; Insecta; Hymenoptera; Formicidae. The transcript is spliced from 7 exons. The coding region runs from base 403 to 1467 and encodes 354 amino acids.